Molecule: messenger RNA, 2272 nt
Organism: Gopherus evgoodei (Goodes thornscrub tortoise)
Lineage: Eukaryota; Metazoa; Chordata; Testudines; Testudinidae
Product: zinc finger protein 34-like
Exons: 7
Coding region: 260-1849 (529 amino acids)
Biological process (GO): regulation of cytokine production; regulation of immune system process; negative regulation of transcription by RNA polymerase II
Molecular function (GO): DNA-binding transcription repressor activity, RNA polymerase II-specific
Source: RefSeq, a predicted model, not a curated record
GCCGGGGCUGGGGCGGGCAGAGCCCGGGACUGCCAAGGGGGUGGGGCCCAGCUGGAAAAAGCCUCCCUCGGCCGGGCCCCCCCCGGGGAGCAGCAGCGACUCAACCCGGGCCCGGCUCACACGCAGGCGGCGGCAGCAGUUUUGUUCUCCCGCCCCAAGCGGGGCUCGCACGAAGGCCCCGGGGCAGGCUGGGAAAUGUAGUUCCUGACUCUCCAGGGAGCGGAAGUGACGUCAGCGAGGGAGUCGGAACCGGGCUGCGAUGGAACGGUGGGCGGGGCGGCGCUCUCUGUUUCGCGGUGGGCUGUUGGAUCCUCUCCUGAGACCGGAGAAGGUGAACAAGAAAAGGAGCGGUAAGAGGAAAAGCCAGUUCCUGACUCCAUAUUCCCGCUGCUGGGGUGUGGCUGCUGUGGGAGUGACCUCCAUCUUUCACUCCAUUUCAUCCAGUCCUCCCAUGGCACAAGGAAGAGAAAUGGCUGCAGUGGGACCAGCCCAGGGGCCGAUCACCUUUGAGGAGGUGGCUCUGCAUUUCACCAGGGAAGAGUGGGCUCUGCUGAACCCCACUCAGAGAGCCCUCUACUGGGAUGUCAUGCUGGAGAAUUAUGAGACUGUGACUUUGCUGGGGUUUCUGGUUUUCCAGCAUGAUGUGGUCUCCCAUCUGGAACAAGAGGAAGAGCCGUGGGUCCCAGACCUCCAGGGUUCAGAGAAGAGAGAGAUCCUGAGAUCUCCCUGCACAGAUGAGGAAACAUUACACCAACUCAGAAUCUCAGGUGAUACAAUGAGAUGUGAGAAAGAGGAGGAGAAUUCUCAUCAGGGAAAUGUUGAGGAAGUGGAUAAACACGGAGCAUUCUCGCAAAGAAUGAAAAGGAAUGUGUCCAGUAGUGAUGAGCAGGGAAGAUCCUGUGAGGUUCCUGAAAGAUCAGAAAAAGAGCAGGGAAACCAGCCAGAGGAGAAAAUGGAUACCUUUAUUUCCUGUCAGGGAACUCAGAAGGGUCUUAAGGAAACCAGAAGACAGCAGGAAAUCUGCAGGGAAAAGCAAAAAACUACAUGCGCUGAGUGUGGGAAAACCUUCAAUUACAGCUCACACCUGAGUAGGCAUCAGAGAAUCCACACUAGGGAGAGGCCCUAUGAAUGCCUUGAGUGUGGGAAAUUCUUCACUCAAAGAUCAGUGCUUAUUACCCAUCAGAGAAUCCACACAGGGGAGAGGCCUUAUUUAUGCAGUGAGUGUGGAAAACUCUUCACUCAAAGAUCAACCUUUAUUACGCAUCAGAGAAUCCACACAGGGGAGAGGCCUUAUUUAUGCAGUGAGUGUGGAAAACUCUUCACUCAUAGAUCAACCCUUAUUACCCAUCAGAGAAUCCACACAGGGGAGAGGCCUUAUUUAUGCAGUGAGUGUGGAAAACUCUUCACUCAUAGAUCAACCCUUAUUACCCAUCAGAGAAUCCACACAGGGGAGAGGUCUUAUUUAUGCAGUGAGUGUGGAAAACUCUUCACUCAAAGAUCAACCUUUAUUACGCAUCAGAGAAUCCACACAGGGGAGAGGCCGUAUGAAUGUAGUGAGUGCAGGAAAACCUUCAGUCAAAGCUCUCACCUUAUUACCCAUCGGAGAAUCCACACAGGGGAGAGGCCAUAUGAAUGUAGUAAGUGCAGGAAAACCUUCAGUCAAAGCUCUCACCUUAUUACCCAUGAGAGAAUCCACACAAGAGAGAGCGCCUAUGAAUGCACUGAGUGCGGGAGAACCUUCAAUCACAGCUCACCCCUUAUUGAGCAUCAGAGAAUCCACACAAGCGAGAGGCUCUGCGAAUGCCAUCAGCAGGCCUGCACAACUCGUAAAGCGGCGAGGGCCACAUGACUCCAAAAAUAACAGUGCUAUUAGAAGAAACCACUGUCAGGACACCUGGACCAGUAGGAAAGAGGAUUUUGUAAUUAGCUUUAAGAACUAGGCCAGGCAUGUAGGUUCCUGAAAACAAGAAACUUUUUUUUUUAAAGCAGCAUACAUCCCUGGAGUUAACCUUUGCUUUUUGACACAACUUCCUUAAAUGCUUUACUAUCAUUAAUAGUCAGUAGGGCUCAGAUGCUCAAUUGUACAGUGUAUGUUUAAUUUUUUUUUCAUUUUUAUAAGUAAGUUGACAUUAAACUUUUAUCAAUAAACUUUUGGUAACUGAAUUGUUUUUCUUAACUAUGUGAACAAUGGACUGUAUAUUUUUUUACAGUCUGAAACGUACCCAUCAGAUAUAUUUUACCUCUCAACUACAUUAAACGUGUCUGAAUGAAA